GUGACUGCGGCCUGAGUACACCUGAGCUGGGGGUGUUUGCAUGAGUGAACCCAUCAGCCUGACGGCAGAAUCUUAUUUUGAGUAGAUGUCUGUUGCAGGAGUGACUACAUGCAGGGAUGGGACCUGUGUGUUGUCAAGGGCACUACGAUCUAAGAUAAAGAAUGUGAUCGGAGGAGACAAUGAUCGAGAACGGGCAACAAGAGAUUGAAGUGCUUGGAAGCCCAGCAACAUCAGGAAAGUAAAUCAAUAUUCUUUCCCCCUGAGCGGGAAAGGCUUUGUGGGUAAACAACAAGGCAGGGGGAAAUGACAAGAUUGCCUGGCGUGUUUUUUUCCUGCACACGGCUCCUCCUGUUUUUCAUCUUUUAGCUUUUUCUCUCUCUCCUGACUUGGGUGGGGGCUCGCUGAUCGGAAACUGAUGAGUUGGGAAGAGUGUUAAAGGAAGCACUCGUGCAUCACAGGGGUACUCUGUACGUGUGUGAAGUAAGCCGGCUGCCGCAACGAGGAAAUUAAAGUGGCUCCAUCUACAUGUAUGUGGGCCAACACCAGAACUGGUUGGAAAUUAAUCAACAUUACUGCCUGGAUUAUUGGUAAAUGGAAGAAUAUCAUUUGGCACUGGCAGAAGGUGCGGAGUUUGCCAGUAGCAGAAACCACCUGGGAGAGCUGAACUGGAUCAUGGUGUAACUACUUUGCAUAGGGAACAAAUCAAGGAGCCUACAUGCGUAGAGUAUUCAUUUUGCAUCCAGAAAAGCUUGGGAAUUCAACAGAAUCUGUGGUAGACAUGAAACUGUUGCGGGCAACUUCUGCUCAGCUCUGCAGCGUGUGUUAAGUACAACUUAAUGCCACCUGUUGUGUACUGCUGUAGGCUAAUGCAAAGUGCCUCUGUGCUCUCCAGGAAACUUCCCAGACCUACUGAAGCUUUGCAGUAGAUGAUCUAAGUGAGGUUUGCAUAUUUGCGCUCCGUGUUACAAAUUCAGCAUUUUUGAAAAGGAGUGGAAAGGUUUUAAUGAUUUUGAAAUGGAUGUGCGUGUCAUUUUGUGACCAAUACAUUUAAAUUAAUUGGAGUUGGCUGUUUUUCCAACCCAGAGAAUAUUUUGCUUUUGAGUCAGCAGGAAUGAACAAACUGACAAGAGGUUAGCUCUGUGGAAAGAUUUGAGUUCUUUUCCCUUGCUUUAUGGUUCAGGCAACUUGCUUAGAACCACAAUGUACGUGUCUUCACAAACAUUGCCAGCCCUGUAAAUUAUGUGAUGCCUGUAGGCAUAUUCCGAUUCAAUUUGAACCUCCAACCUGCUAAAAGAAGUUGACAAGAAACUCCACUGAACUGCAAUUAGACCUUUGCUGAGCAGCUCUACAUGAGUGCAGACUUCAACUCCUACUUGCAUGUAUGUGUGAGGAUUUCCAACUUGAACUAUUUUGAAAUGAUGCACCUUGAUGCACAUGUACCAUAGUUAGCACCAUCCUAGCCUGAAUUCAGUUAACCACCUCCUGUUUGCGGAGCAAACAAUGUUUCUGCCACCUGUCAGCUGUUGUUCCCUUCAAUUCAGAUGUUACAUUGGGGACAUCGACGUGGCUACAUUGUACACUCUGUUCCAAUUUCUUGUUUAAGGAGCUAGGAAAGCGAUUAUUUGAUUGUGACUGGUAUCCUCUGUGUUCCUCUUCAAAUAUCAAUUGUGAUUGGACAGCUGAGGUAAAGCCCAUUCCUGUAAGUUUCAGAUUUUCUGCACUGCUAUCAUAUCAGAGGAUCAUCAAACGCUAAAAAUCAAAGAUGGGUCGGCGAGACAACGGAACCGGGCGAAAACGGAAUUCUUACGCUAGCAAUGGACACCACAAACACACCAACAACAAUAACCACCACCAUCAUCAUCACCAUGGAAAAGCCAAUGGAUUUGAGCCAGUCCGGAAUGGGAAACUUCACACCUCCUCCAGGACUGCCAAACAAAAUGGUCAGCAAUCCUUGGCAUGGACUCACUACGUAUCGAUGGUCGUAGGAUUCAUGCUAGCAUUGUAUUUGGGAUACAGGAAUGCCUGCUAUAUCGACGCCUUACAUGAAAAUCGACUGUGGUUCUCAAACAUCAAGGAGGUUGAACGUGAGAUCUCAUUUCGUACUGAAGCUGGGUUCUACUACUCGUUCUACAAACAAAUAGUCUUCGCACCCUCCAUUGUAGAAGGCCUCUAUGCCUUAACUCACGACAAUGACACAGAGAAUUGGCGGACAAUCAAUGCCUUGGAAAGGUUCAACAUCUACCAGGAGGUUGUUCUUGGUAUCAUCUACAGAACCUUUGGUUUUAUCCAGAGAGCCUACCCACCGAUUUUCUUCUACAUCUACUCUGUCUUUUCCUUGCAUGGCUUGUAUCUGGUAGCCUUGUACUGCACAGCAUGGAUGCUGACCAGAUCUUGGUUGGCAGGAGUACUUGCCUCUGCAUUCUACGUUUUCAACAAGGACGAUACAACCAGAGUAGACUACACCAUUCCUUUGAGGGAGAGCUUUGCCUUGCCCAUGCUGUUCCUCCAGAUGGCGUGCAUCACUUAUUACCUCAGACCCAUCACGACUGUCAUGCGACAGAGGUUGUGCGUUGCUGUCACCCUGCUGAGCUCCUUUCUCUUCGUCCUGACCUGGCAAUUUGCUCAGUUUGUGUUCCUACUCCAAGCCAUGGCAUUGUAUGGAUCAGCAAGCCUACAGAUGGUCCCUAGACACAAGGUGGUUCGCUUGCUGCUCCUUCAGGCCGUCUGCAUCCUCUCUGUCUGCAUCCUCCAGUUUUUCAAUAAGAUGCUCCUUGGUUCUCUUGUCUUCAGUUUUAUCAUGGCAGCUCUCCUGGAUCUGCGAUUGCAGGGAAGUCGUCCCUACUCAGGAGGGAUUUUAACCAGUUUUGCCAAGCUGCUGGUCCACAUCGCCCUGGUUUUGAUUCUGACGGUGCUCAUCAACAUGACCAUGAAGUUUGCCAUUGGGCUUGAGGCAGACCAACACAUCUAUAAGUUCCUGACAGCCAAAUUUGGAAUUGCCAACACCAGAGAUUUUGAUGCUCUGAUGUACCAGUGCAAUGGGGCCUUUGGUUUCCUACCUGUGGACACAUUUUGGCGGCUGAGUAGGAGACUAGUCUUUCCACUCUACAUGGCUGUUAUGGUUGGAUUAUUGAUUGCAUUAGCCACAGCAGUGUAUCAGAAUUGGAGAAAUCAAGCCGAUCUUGCCAGGGCCAAGAAGGAUGAUGACACUCCCCCAAGUCAAGAGGCCUUAGACUCCAUCCACCUCCUCAGCGACCGGCCAGAGCUUGCUUAUCUAGCCAUCCAGUCGGUCUUCUCAGCCUGCCUAGCCUUAGCCAUUCAGAGGCUGAAGUACCUAUGGCUUCCCCAUGUGUGUGUCCUGGCUGCGUUUGGAGUCAGUGAUUAUCAGACUUGGAGGGCUUUGCUGACGCGGCUUGGAUUUAAAUCAGAGUCUGGGGUGCAGAGUGCUCGUCAUGUUGCCACCUUCCUUGUGCUAGCUCUAGUUCUCUCCAUUUCAUUACCUCGAGUGUACACUGAACUGGAAGAAUUACGUGAGUUCUAUGAUCCAGACACUGUGGAGCUCAUGAAUUGGAUUAGAGAGCAGACCCCCAAAGCUACUGUGUACAGUGGUAGCAUGCAGCUCCUUGCUGGCGUCAAGCUGUGUACCGGCCGUAGACUGACCAACCACCCUCACUACGAGGACAAAGAGCUCCGAGAGAGGACAUUGCAGCUGUAUCAGUAUUAUGGAAGACGGAUGCCCAAGGAAGUGUAUAACAUACACAAAGCCAUGGGUACUGACUAUAUCAUCCUUGAAGACAGUAUUUGCUAUGCCAGGGCUGCAGCUCUAGGAUGCAGGUUACCAGACUUGAUUGAUAUCUCCAAUGGUCAUCUUUAUAACGGGGCUCAAGCUGAAGAGUUGAAGUUCUUAGCGGAAGCCAAGGUGGGAAGAUUCUGUGAUGUCAUCAAGCAACAAACGGCAGAGUAUACAAGAUAUUUCUAUCUUGCAUUCCACAACAAAACGUUCCGUGUUUACAAAGUGUUAUGACAGCUUUAAUGUUGAAAAUAUUGAGUGAUUGUCAGGGUUUUGAGGUUAAUUUUUUUCCCUGGAGUUUCUAAGGGCCGCCGGCUUCUGACAUAUUUCAUAUCUUUGAGGUGCAAUUUAAGAUUAUAUUAUGGUUGACGGAAGAGGUAAAAUGGAUUUUUGCACCGUUUCCAGUAACUGUUUAGUGUUCAAUAUUUUAUGAAAAUUGAUUAAUGCUUGUGCCACUUGUAUUAGAUGUUACAGUUUGGAAGGUUUUAAUGACUGUGCUUGAGUUCUGUUAAAGUAAUGUUUAUAUAGGUGUGUAUAUUUCAGAAAUUUGACGCGAGGUUUUGAACUUUCAGUCAUUUGUAAAAAUUGUGUUUGUAAAUUGGUUGUGUGAUACUUGAGUAUGGAACUUUCGACUUUUAUUAAGAAGCAUGUCCAAAAGUAACAUAUUAUGGUAAUUUGGCUGUAUCCACCCCGAGUUGAGGUGCAUCCCCAAGUGGCAAAAGAAAAGCAGAUCGUUGUAAGUUUUCCAAGCGAGUUCUUGCACGCAUUCUGUGUUUACGCAGAGA
Acanthaster planci (crown-of-thorns starfish) is the source of this 4572-nucleotide messenger RNA. RefSeq names its product dpy-19 like C-mannosyltransferase 3 (gene dpy19l3). Gene Ontology annotation, cellular component: nuclear inner membrane. Gene Ontology annotation, molecular function: mannosyltransferase activity. Lineage: Eukaryota; Metazoa; Echinodermata; Asteroidea; Valvatida; Acanthasteridae. The record is from RefSeq and is a predicted model, not a curated record.